AUGCCAAAAAAAGUCAGAAAAGAGGUACCCCCGCGACCAUCGCAAAAACUUAAUCAGUUUUUAAGUCGCCUUUCCCAUUCUCUAUACCUACUCCAUUCUGAGGCCAACUUGGCUCCCUCUCGGAAUCGCUGUCUUGAAAAAAGAAAGGGCCUACUCGCCAAAGCCAAGGAAGCUCACGGGCGCAAGACCAAAAGAAGACUAGCUUUUAGGAGAAAACUCGAAAGGGGGGUUGUAAUCUGCCGAGUUCGUCGAGAAAAUAAUAAAAGCUUGCCAUUGACAGUCAAUAAAUCAAGUAAGCCUCGAAGAGAAGCUCCUGUGAUCAUAAACUUGGUGUCAGAGAGUGAGGAUACAGGCGUUGAGGAACUAGAGAGCGAGGAACACGAAAGUGAGAAUGAGAACAAGGGUGAAGAUGGUACUGAAGAAGCUGAAGAGAUAUCCAGACCAAUUUCGAGCGGUUUAAAAGAUACCCGGAGUAUUCCAAUUGUUGCGAGCCAUUGGAGUCAGGCACAUUCGCAUCAGCGUAGUAGCAAAACUGUAGAUGGUGAAGGAAAAGAAGAAGAUCGCUCCGUUCCAAUUAGAAAAUAUACAGCAAAAAUCGAGAGUCUGUCGCCCAAUAAAGACAUACAAGAAAGACACAAGAGCAGUACUACUGCUUUCAUAAACGAAAAGGAUCAAUACAGUGAAGAGGGCGACGACAGCGAGGAGGAUAAGGGUAUUCAUUAUCCGCUCUCAGCAUAUACAGGAAAUUCACUGAACCUUCCGAUCGCUAAGGGCACGGUCCCUGGACCCAAGUAUGGCAGAGAACUUUUGUUGGCACUUCAACGGCUAAACGAACGCGCUAUUUCAACUUCAAGGAAUUCAAGACAAACAACUCAUUUCACGAAUCGUCAUAGCAAUGUGACUCAUAAAGGUCAGAGAUACACCCAUGGAAGAAAGCCUACGCCGAAGAUUCAAAACGUAAACGGGAGCAUCAUCUCAUCGUCAAUGCCAGCACUCAAAACAAAGAGACUCUCACGCGGUAAAGAUAUGAUGACUCGCAGAGUCAAGCGAGGAAGUAACGGCAUGUCGAAGAUACCAGAAGAUAAGGAAGACAGUGGAACCGAAGAAGAGAACAAAGGUGAUUCUACAAUCCUUCCCGUACAGUCACAUUCAACUCCCUCGAAAAAAACAUCGCCAGCACAUGCCAGCAUAGAUCUAGAGCACAAGUGGAAGUCGAACGCCAUGCCAAGUAUUGCACAAGAACACGAGGAUAAGGGACAACCAAAUUAUCUCUCCAAUAUAUCUCCUCCUUUACUAGAUGGAUCAAGAGCGAAGCGCCAAAAGACAGCGGCGGUUAUUUCGCGGGACGAAGUGAAUAAGGACAUUGACGUAGUGCUUCAGGUUGAGUCCAUGAUUCGACACAUCCCAGAGAAAGUUACAAAUUAUGGAUCUUCUACAGAAAAUAUCAGAACCAAAUCAGCAAAGAGCUUUGCCGAUCUUCCAGGUUUGGUAAUUCGUCAAAUCGUCGAUACCCUUUGUGAGCAGGAAGAUGGAAAAAUCAUCUCCUCAAUAUGUUUCGGGCUCACUUGUAAACUUCACUGGGCUUUUUUCAAGGCCCGAUGGUGUCCUCCGGGUACUGAUAUUAUCUACGAGGGAUAUCUACCAAAACAAGACGAAGCACUUCUCGCACCUUUGCUGCAGAAUUGGGUUCCAGAAAUAUAUCGAAUGAUGUCGGGGAAGGGUGGUGAAGGUGGCCCAAGCUUAGUCCCAAUGUUUCUUUCAAAGAACCAAUACGGGGAAGGGUAUACGAGAGAAGAGGGGAGAUUGGAGAAAAGAUACAUUGCCUGUCUCUCCAUCCUCGAUGCUACGAAUCAAGAUGGUCUGCAGCUAAAGCCCAGCCGCGGCUUACAUACGAUGAUAGAUAACACGAUUGAUUUGCCAAGCCCCCAUGGAAUGGGUCAUUCUUGGUACGAUGCUAGUGCCUCUGAAUACUUAUUCCUGGUUGAGGAAUGGGAAUAUUCAACACUAAAUGGUGAUGGUCCUGGAUUCAAAGCCAUUUGUGAGUCGUGGCACACUUUUCAAGAUACUUGUUUAUGGGAUUGGGUCAAUGGGAAGAAUUUCAAUCAGUUUCGUGAAGAUUGA
Messenger RNA from Botrytis fragariae, 2121 nucleotides. RefSeq lists its product as uncharacterized. The record is from RefSeq and is a predicted model, not a curated record. The transcript has a single exon. NCBI's taxonomy places the organism in Eukaryota, Fungi, Ascomycota, Leotiomycetes, Helotiales, Sclerotiniaceae. The coding region runs from base 1 to 2121 and encodes 706 amino acids.